Messenger RNA from Filobasidium floriforme, 1257 nucleotides. RefSeq names its product adenylate kinase. Lineage: Eukaryota; Fungi; Basidiomycota; Tremellomycetes; Filobasidiales; Filobasidiaceae. Bases 32 to 871 code for a protein of 279 amino acids. Gene Ontology annotation, biological process: ADP biosynthetic process. The record is from RefSeq and is a predicted model, not a curated record. The transcript is spliced from 8 exons. Gene Ontology annotation, cellular component: mitochondrion; cytoplasm. Gene Ontology annotation, molecular function: ATP binding; AMP kinase activity.
ACGCAUAUCGUCAUAGCUGUCUGCAUUCAUCAUGUCCUCCUCUUCUUCUUCCCCCGAGAUUGACUACCUCAAAACGCUGGUCUCCCAGCUCAACGAGAAGAUCACCCAUCUCGAACAAUCCGCCAGUCAGCAGAUCCAGCAACACAUCGUCCAGCCCGCCAGGGACGCUCUGGGCGCUGCCAAGCAGGCCGUCGGGGAGAAGGAUGCUACCGAGGGCAAGAGGUUGAUCUUGAUCGGACCUCCCGGUGCCGGCAAAGGAACCCAAGCCCCCAACCUCCAAAAAAAGUACUGCGUCUGCCACCUCGCAACCGGUGACAUGCUCCGAUCACAAGUCGCCGCCCAGACCCAGCUGGGUAAGGAGGCUAAAAAGAUUAUGGAUGCCGGCGGGUUGGUCAGUGAUGAGAUCAUGAUCGGCAUGAUUCGGGAUCAGUUGAAGACGAAUGCCGAGUGUAAGAAUGGUUUCAUCCUAGACGGUUUCCCCCGGACCGUCGUCCAAGCCGAAAAGCUCGACCACAUGCUCUCCGCCGACAACCAAAAGCUGGACAAGGCGCUCGAGUUGAAGGUCCCCGACGGCUUGUUGAUCUCGAGGAUCACUGGACGGUUGAUCCACCCGGGUAGUGGGAGGAGUUAUCAUCGGGAAUUCAACCCGCCCAAGAAGGACAUGACCGACGACCUGACCGGCGAGCCCCUCAUCCAGCGAUCAGACGACAACGUCGAGACGCUUCGAAAGAGGUUGACCACUUACCACCAGCAAACCGGCCCCGUCGUAGAUUACUACCGCAAGACCGGCAUCUGGGCUGGGAUCGAUGCCGCCCAGUCCCCCGCGCUGGUGAUGAAGUCCAUCUCGGCCAUGUUGGACGGCAAAAAGUGAAAAGUAGACGAAGCAUUCGAAGAAGAAGAGAAGCGAGAAGGAAAAAAGAAAAGGUUGUAGCGACUUAGGCGGGGUCGGACGGGACAGGGAAUUUAGAUGAAAAUUCGGAACAUGAACUGGAAUUGCAGAAUGCGCGAGUCUGACAGUCUGGAUGUGGCCCUUCGAGUUGGGACUACUCACCGCCUGGCCUGUCCGAUAAGCUUGAUGAGCGAUCGGUGCGAUACCACGACCGCACACUGGUUGAUUAAAAUUCGACAUCGGAGCUGAUGAGACACCACGAAUGGAGCCUUAUACUGGGCGCACCGUAGUGGAGAUCGGAAAUCCAAAGGUUCCGGCGAUAAAGAGGCGUUUCAUAUCGGUAACAGCGGCUGCCAUCUCGAUCUGCC